UUCUUCUUUCUACCUUCUUCCUCACCCUCAUCUCCUACAAUAGUCGUGUCCUCAACAUCAGCUUCGACUUCAGCCUUAACCUUCUACCGCCGCAACUACAACAGCAGCAACUACAACGACAGUAGCAGCAGCAACAUCACCAUCACCAACCCUCAUCAGGAUCUUGGAACACCAACAGCCCCGGUCUAUAAUCGAGAUGAGCAUGGUUGAACUCGGCCGCUCCUACGAUCCUCAUCGACCUAGCCAAUACUCUCAUAGUCAUCGAGGGUCACCGCAUCUUCAACAUUUGGAUCAUUCUUCGGUGCACUCGACGCCCUCUCCGCCAUAUCAAUAUGCCCCUUUGCCCAUGAUCUCACAGCAGCAACAGGCCCCGCCGCCACCAACAAGGCCGACCCCAACAUCAUACCCAUCUCCUGCUUCUUACCCGUCACCGUCCAUGUCUGCAUACCAGCAUCCUUCUGGGCUGCAGCAGCAACAACAACCAGGCUCUCGGGGGUCACCAUAUCCCCAGCCUAUUUCGUUACCGUCGUUAAAUCUUCCGCCAAUACGGCUGAAUCCUCCUGCUCAACUACCCCCACCACCACCUCCGCAACAACAGCAGAUCGAUUCUCCUUUGAUGGGCUCACCAUUACCUCAACCCCCCCAGCCUCUUCAUGGAUACUAUCCACAACAUGGAUUGCAGCCAUCUUCUCACCCAACUCACCCUAGCAAUAUCACGUCUUCCCCGAGAGAAGCCUUGCGUUAUCAAUUGCCUUCGGCAAACAACGAGCGUAUCAUGUCUGGUGGGAGGCAUAAGAAAGAGAUUAAACGAAGGACUAAGACUGGUUGUUUGACGUGCCGAAAAAGGAGAAUUAAGUGUGACGAAGCACAUCCUACGUGUAAAAAUUGUGCAAAGAGCAAGCGGGAUUGUUUAGGAUAUGAUCCCAUUUUCAAAGCACAGCCGGGGCCCGCAGCCAUACAGCCUGCUCCCUCGAUAGGAGGUGGGCAGAAUUGUGCACAGACGAAUUCCACAGCAACUAGCUCACCAACGUCAGAAGUCUAUGAGUAUCCCGCGAUAGAUCCGGCUCUUGAUGCUCCCAUUAUGGGGAAUCCUCCGAUGUUACCAGAGUCCCAAGGAACCUUCAGACCGGAAUUGAAACGGUCUCUAGACAGGGCCAGUCCUCCUUCUUCAGGAUCUGAUACUACUAACAGAGUUACCCCAAUACCUCGUUCAACCACCCCUGGUCAGGGCAGGCUGCAGGACAAUCCGGGUGGAAACCCUGCGAAAAGAAUCAAGAUUGAUGACCUCCUAUCUGUUGUCUCAAGCUCCCAGCCCCUCACACCCCCAUCCAGCGAAACAGCACUUUAUGCCACUCCCUCAACUACGGUUGAGGAGAUGAAGACUCUCUAUAGGUCACGGUAUGCUCCAGCGUUGGACAGGUUUUUGGAAACAGGAUGGUUUAUGGGGCCGGGUUUGGCGAAGGUUACCUCGGAUAGCCAUUUGGUGGAACUGAUGGCUGAGAUUUUUGAGAGGUUUCGGGUUCGGGGGGGUUCAUUCGUGCAGGAAGAGGAUCCUAGCAUUGGGAGGAAAGGAAAGAGUGCUGGUAUUUUAUGGGCAGGGGUUAAAAUGGUUUACGGAACGAGCAUUCCCGCCGCCGAUAACCGCCAAGAUGAGGACGAGGGCGAUUUCCGGGAUGAGGGUGGUGCGGAAACCCUGCGUAGAAUCAAUAUCGUGGAAGCACUUGUUACAGGACAGCCCCUGGAACCCAUGCCUGAGUCCCCAAGAGUCACAUCUGCAGACAAGAUCACCGAGGAUAGCCCGACAACGUUGUUUUGGAGGUUUUUGGGCAGGGUUGUUGCAGCAAGAGGGGGAGAUUCUGAGAUUAAUAGACAGAUCGAUAACGCCUUUGCAGAUUGCAAACAAUUUAUUGAAGGAAAGGAGACUCGCAAGUUGCUUUUAGCGAUUGCGGAGGCACGGCAUCUGGGAAGCAGUCCACCUUAUGACACACUUGCGGAUCCGGCGAUAGCGGAAGAUUCUACACACUCCUUAGGCUCUCUGAGGUCAUACAUCGAGGGUGUUGCGAAAGGAAUAAUUGAGUCUGGGUCGUCCUUGAGCCGUCGGAUUGCUGGUCGUGCGGUGGGACAGUGGAAGGAGGCUAUCACGGAUACGCCUUUCUUGCGUUGAUGGUUGAGCGGUGUCCGGUUUUGGUAUUACUUACGCGAGACACGAAAUUUUAUGAAUACGAAGCAGCUUAGAAAAAAAAGUUUCGGGAGGUUAUCUGAUUUUCUGCGUUGGCAUUUGUUUUUUGUUUUUGCUUUUUUCUGUCUUAUUCAUCAGCAUGGGAUAAAUGUCAGUUGGGCGGUUUGUGUUUUUUUUUUUGCACAAUGGCCUCGCAUCUAAGUGGUUAUUUUGGUUUGUGUUCUGCCUGCUCCAUUCGCUUUUGCUUUCUCGUGUCACUAGCUUUUUCAUCAUUUCUUACCA
Messenger RNA from Tuber melanosporum (Perigord truffle), 2461 nucleotides. RefSeq lists its product as uncharacterized. Lineage: Eukaryota; Fungi; Ascomycota; Pezizomycetes; Pezizales; Tuberaceae. Gene Ontology annotation, molecular function: zinc ion binding; DNA-binding transcription factor activity, RNA polymerase II-specific. Gene Ontology annotation, biological process: regulation of DNA-templated transcription. The record is from RefSeq and is a predicted model, not a curated record. Bases 197 to 2164 code for a protein of 655 amino acids. The transcript has 3 exons.